AUGUCCGAUCAAGAUGUUGAUCCAAACAAAUUCAAUGAAUUGCGAAGUAACUACAAAUACUACAUCGAUUUGUAUACUGCGUUGUAUCAGCUAAAAACGGAAAAAGAAGAAGAUUUAAACUCAAUUUACAAAAAGAUCAAAACAGAAUUGAUUGAUUCAAAGAAACGUCUCCCAGCAAAUAUUAUAGAAGAUAUUUUAAAUAUCAUUCCUUAUAAUAAUCGCUAUACAAAGUCAUACUUAACUCUUUCCAAAAUGAUAUCUGAUGAAUACCAUGUGGAAGAGGUCGAUAGAUUUUCAAACAUUUCUAUUUUCCUGUUUUACAAAGAAUAUGGAAUUAAAUUAAACAGAAAUUUUGAUACCAAAAUGUAUUUCAAUAUUCAAACAGAAAAUACAAUUUACAGCGCAAUUAUGAAUAAUGAUCUAGAAAGAUUCAUCUCAUUCACGGAAAUAGAAGGAUUUGAUAAGGACCGAAGACUUCAUAACGAUUUAUAUCCAGAACCUUUCAAAGUAUAUUCAUUACUUGAAUUAUGUUGUUACCACGGAGCAGUUGAUUGUUUCAAGUUUUUAAGAACGAAAUUUAACUCAGAAAUAACUCAAACAUGUUUACAAUUUUCAUUUUUAGGAGGAAAUCCAGAGAUCAUGAGUGAAUGUUUGAAAUAUCAGAAACCAAAUGAAAAAUGCAUGGAAUAUGCGAUUAUUUCACACAACAUUGAUUUUGUUACAUUCUUGAUGAAUGAAUACAAUAUAGAAAUCGAUGUAAUAGAUUGCGUAAAUUAUAAUAAUCUUGAAUCAUUAUUAGUUUAUUUCGAUCAAACUAAUGAUUUUAACAAAUGCUUUGUAUAUUCAAUAUGUUUUAAUAUUCCAUCCCUGUUAGAAUAUUUCCUUUCACUUGGUGCAAAUAUCAAUCAAAUAGAUGAAUUUGGAAAUAUCGCUCUUCAAAAUGCAGUACAUUUUGAUAUUAAAGAAAUGACCGAAUUUCUUAUUUCACAUGGUGCAAAUAUCAAUGAGAAAAAUAAUAACGGAGAAACCGCUCUUCAUAUUGCAGCCUGUAAGAAUUAUAAAGAAAUUAUCGAAGUUCUUAUUUCACAUGGUGCAAAUAUCAAUGAAAAAGAUGAGUUUGGAGAAACCGCUCUUCAUAUUGCAGCAACUUAUGAUAAUAAAGAAAUAGCCGAAGUUCUUAUUUCACAUGGUGCAAAUAUCAAUGAAAAAGAUGAAUUAGGACGAACCGCUCUUCAUCGCGCAGCAAACAAUGAUAGUAAAGAAACAGCCGAAGUUCUUAUUUCACAUGGUGCAAAAAAUGAUAUUCCUUCAUAA
Messenger RNA from Trichomonas vaginalis G3, 1314 nucleotides. RefSeq names its product proteasome regulatory particle assembly. The record is from RefSeq and is a predicted model, not a curated record. The transcript has a single exon. Bases 1 to 1314 code for a protein of 437 amino acids. Gene Ontology annotation, molecular function: protein binding. NCBI's taxonomy places the organism in Eukaryota, Parabasalia, Trichomonadida, Trichomonadidae.